AUGCGCUUCUCUCCAUUCCUGUCAAACAUCAUCUUUACAUUCUCAAACAUUACCCGUGUGAGACCUCCACUGACCUCACACUUGGCCUAUCGACCUAUUCCUCUUCGAUCUAUGUCUGGAAUUCCCAUCUUGGGCGCUUUAUUUGGCACUUCAUCUAGCAACAAGUCCAACAUGUCUUAUCCUGACCAGCGUUCAAGCGACGAGUGGCGUGCUGUCCUCAACAAGGAGCAAUUCCGUAUUCUCCGUGAGAAGGGUACCGAGCCUCCCGGUUCAGGAAAGUUCGAUAAGCACUACCCCGACGAAGGCGUCUACACUUGCGCAGGCUGUGAUACGCCUCUCUACAAGGCUACUCACAAGUUCAAGUCUGGCUGUGGCUGGCCAGCUUACUUUGACAGCAUCCCCGGUGCAGUUGAGCGUCACGAGGAUCGCGCCUUCGGUAUGGCACGAACUGAGAUUGUGUGCUCCAACUGCGGCGGCCAUCUAGGUCAUGUGUUCAAGGGCGAGGGCUUUGACACGCCCACUGAUGAACGUCAUUGUGUAAACAGCGUCAGUCUUAGCUUCUCUCCCAAUGACAAGGUUGUGAAGGACAAGCCUGAAAGCAAGGCUUGA
Fusarium venenatum is the source of this 609-nucleotide messenger RNA. RefSeq names its product putative methionine-R-sulfoxide reductase SelR. The record is from RefSeq and is a predicted model, not a curated record. Gene Ontology annotation, biological process: response to oxidative stress; protein repair. NCBI's taxonomy places the organism in Eukaryota, Fungi, Ascomycota, Sordariomycetes, Hypocreales, Nectriaceae. Gene Ontology annotation, molecular function: peptide-methionine (R)-S-oxide reductase activity.